Molecule: messenger RNA, 1218 nt
Organism: Telopea speciosissima
Lineage: Eukaryota; Viridiplantae; Streptophyta; Magnoliopsida; Proteales; Proteaceae
Product: 1,4-dihydroxy-2-naphthoyl-CoA synthase, peroxisomal
Exons: 10
Coding region: 85-1089 (334 amino acids)
Biological process (GO): menaquinone biosynthetic process
Cellular component (GO): cytosol
Molecular function (GO): 1,4-dihydroxy-2-naphthoyl-CoA synthase activity
Source: RefSeq, a predicted model, not a curated record
AAUUAAUCAGAACUUGAAACGAGAUGAAACCCACAUCCAUGUUGUACGAAAUCUCAGAAUUUCUGAUCUACCUUGGCUCCUCUAAUGGCGGAAAAUGGGGAGAAAGACCUGAAAACCAUUACAAGAAGAGUGGCUUCAGUGGCUAAUCAUCUUAUGCCGCUUCACUCUCGUCCAGACCACUCUCCCAUUCAUCUCUGUAAUGCUUCCAUGAACGACAGCUACCACCGAGUACACGGGGAAGUUCCGACGCAUGAAGCUGUGUGGAGACCCGCCCUCGACGAUUCAGGGAAGGAGUUUGUGGAUAUUAUCUACGAGAAAGCAGUAGGAGAAGGAAUCGCAAAGAUUACAAUCAACCGGCCAGAGAAAAGGAAUGCCUUCCGGCCACAGACUAUUAAAGAGCUCAUUCGUGCUUUCAACGAUGCCAGGGACGAUAGUUCAGUGGGAGUAAUUAUCCUUACAGGGAAGGGUACAAAGGCUUUUUGUAGUGGUGGUGAUCAAUCACUGAGAAGCACAGAUGGAUAUGCUGAUUUUGAAAACUUUGGUCGUCUUAAUGUUCUAGACCUACAGGUACAAAUUCGUCGUCUCCCUAAACCAGUAAUAGCCAUGGUUGCAGGCUAUGCUGUUGGAGGAGGACAUGUAUUGCACAUGGUGUGUGAUCUAACAAUUGCAGCUGAUAAUGCUAUUUUUGGUCAGACAGGCCCAAAGGUCGGGAGCUUUGAUGCAGGUUACGGAAGUUCCAUUAUGUCUCGCUUGAUCGGUCCUAAAAAAGCGCGUGAAAUGUGGUUUUUGGCAAGAUUUUACAGCGCGUCUGAAGCAGAGAAAAUGGGCCUAGUUAACACCGUGGUGCCGCUUGAAGAUUUGGAGAAAGAAACUCUUAAAUGGUGCAGGGAGAUCCUAAGAAAUAGUCCCACUGCAGUUCGGGUUCUCAAAGCUUCUCUCAAUGCAGUUGAUGAUGGUCAUGCUGGUCUGCAGGAGCUUGGUGGAAAUGCUACACUUAUAUUUUAUGGUACCGAGGAGGGGAAUGAGGGGAAGACAGCCUAUAAGCAACGCAGACGCCCAGAUUUCUCAAAAUUUCCUCAUCGACCUUAGUAUGAAUUUGCUAAUGUGAUCACCGCUAUUCUCAUUGAAAGUGUAAAGAACGGCUGGACCAUCUAUUUAUAGGUAUCUUCUGUAUCAUCCUUAUGUAUUUAUCCUUGUUAGCCUCUGUCCAAUUCCCUA